AUGUUAUCCAGAGAACUUUGGUUCAACGCCAUUAGAAGGCACGACUAUGCCUUUGUAAACGCUAAUUUAGAUAAGUUCAAGCGUGUUCGUGAUGAUCUAGGCUUUACAGGGCUUAUGUACGCUGCUUGGACAAAUGACAUGGAGAUGGUGAGACUGCUUGCAGAUGACGAGCUCAACCUUAGCAACGGCCAGGGAAACACUGCUACUAUAAUUGCAGCCCUUAAUGGGAGCGUUGAUGCCUGUCAGUAUCUUCUAACGCGAGAAACUAUUGGGCUCAAUGAGUUUGGGCACACGCCUCUCACAUUAGCUGCAGCCGAGGGAGUCACGGCUACGAUACCUGUGCUCCUUCCUUACUACGGAACCAUGAAGGAUGCAAACGGCUGGACGCCUCUGGAUCACGCCGCAAGUAACGGACACAUAGAUGCAGUCAAGCUUCUCAUUGCCGAUCUUUCCCCACGCAUUCUCUCCUUGGAUUCAGCUAUAGAGCAUGCCAUGCUUUCGGGAAACAAGCAUGUUGUGGAGCUUCUAGCGCUUUGCAAAGACACUGUAACUAGUUCUCCUUGCAUUACAUGUAACUACUAUCGAACUCUUUGGGUCUCACAACUAUCUGCUCCAACCUCUCGUAAAGAUGAAGAAAAAGCACCCUUGGGAGACCAACCGUCUGGUCAUGGACCGUUGCAUACAGAGUGCCUCGAUAUAUCUCUAGCAAGGAUGGAGUGGAGCCACGUUUCUCAGAUAUGUAGCGAAAGGUUAGCAAGUGUCCGCAGCACUCGUAAAGGUCUAGCUACCCUCGACCGAUACCUCUCUGCUCUACUUGCCCUUUGGGGCUCUUCUGGGCCCGAAGCCCCACUCUACCAACCAGACUCUUCCCUUCACGGCAUAACGCCCUUGAUGGUAGCAGCAUCCAGUGGACGUGCAGAUCUAGUAGAAACUCUCAUUACCGAAUAUCUAGGUAAGAGGAAUAGCCAAGGGCUGACGGCUCUCAUGAUAGCUGCCCGGAGAGGGCAUCUAGACUGCGUGAAGUUGCUCGUUCCAGAGGCAAAAAAGGUAGACAUUGACGGCUAUACCGCUCUCAUGCAUGCUGUCAUGGCAAACGCAAUGAGUGUGGUUGACUAUCUUGCUGAUUAUGAAUGUGGCAUUCGCUGUCCUGAUGGAAACACGGCAUUGCUGCUUGCAGCAAAGUUAGGUCACCCCAGAGUUCCUCCGUCACUGAUUAAAGCAGAGGCAAAGAUAAAAGAUACUGAUGGUAACGUUGCCCUCAUAUACGCUGCUUUAGAUAGAAACAAGCCGUUGAUAUCUCUGCUCUGUGAAGCAGAAGCAGGCAUCUCUAACUAUAUGGGGCUCACAGCGCUCAUGGCAGCUGCAUAUACAAACGAUUGCGAUACAAUAUUGUUGACUCUGUCGACUGGGAAGAAAAAAAGGAUGCAUGGAGGAUUUACUGCCCUGAUGAUUGCUGCCUGUCUUAACAACAGAGAGGCAGUCGAAGCCCUCGUAGGCCACGAGGCAUUCUGUGUUACGGACACUCACUUUAGCGCUCUAUUACUGGCCGUUGUAUGCGGUUCGGUGGACGCGUCCAGGACUCUUGGACUUGUUGAGAUGACCAUACUGUCUCCUCAUGGUCACAACGCGGUGACGCUUAGCGCUAACGGUCCAUGUGGCUCUAUAAUAUCGGAUAUAUGUGAUGGGAUCAAGAACUCUGCUUAA
Giardia duodenalis is the source of this 1704-nucleotide messenger RNA. RefSeq names its product Ankyrin repeat protein 1. The transcript has a single exon. The record is from RefSeq and is a predicted model, not a curated record. The coding region runs from base 1 to 1704 and encodes 567 amino acids. NCBI's taxonomy places the organism in Eukaryota, Fornicata, Diplomonadida, Hexamitidae. Gene Ontology annotation, molecular function: protein binding.